Caenorhabditis sp. 36 PRJEB53466 is the source of this 1333-nucleotide messenger RNA. Lineage: Eukaryota; Metazoa; Nematoda; Chromadorea; Rhabditida; Rhabditidae. The record is from the annotation of a GenBank genome assembly.
AUGGCAAAUGAAAAGGAUGAAAAGGAGAAAACUCAGGAAAAUGGAGAUUGUGAAAAGCAGUCCACGAAAUCUGUUAUUUACCCGAUCGAACCGUCAACUUUGUAUAUUGAUGACUUGAAGAAGAACAAAAAAGGUACACACCAGUUUCAGAUUCUUUUUAUAACAGUUAUUUUAGCUUAUGACAUCACAAUGGACGAUCUUCCUCCGAAGGAGCAAAACUCGAAGCCAAAGUUGGGAUUCUUAGAGCCAUACAAAAGGUUAUAUGCAUUUGCGGAUAAUGUCGACAUGCAGGUGGGUGAAAACUCAACAUACUACCACAGAUCAUAUAAUAUUUUCAGUUGAUGACCCUUGGUCUGUUCAGUGCCCUCCUUCAAUCCGCACUACCGCCAUUUGUUUGGCUUAUUAUGGGAAACUUUGUAUCUAUUUCAAUUCUUCGAGAAGUUAGUUUUUGCCAUUUCUCUUCUAAUUCAAUGAGAAAUGCAUAGGAAGGAAAACUGGGCUUAAAAAACAUCACAUCCGAUUACCCGAUCGACGACGAGUUCACUGCAUCAGCCACACCCGCAUUCGUUUCCAUGCUGGGACUGUCCAUAGCAAUGUUUAUUGCAGCGUUUACUCAGGUAACUUGUUCUGACCCAUUUUGUUUAUUUUAUUUACAAAUGCAUUCUAGCGAAUUGUAUGGGAGAUCUCGUCGAUCCGCCAAGUGUUCCGUAUCAAGAAAGCGUACAUUCGCAAACUUCUUCUCAUGGAUAUUUCGUGGUUGGAAUCGCGUCAAAGUGGACACGUAGCUGCAAUGUUGCAAGAGUAAGAGGCGGGGACAAACGAAAAGAAAAGAAAGAAAGAGUAAAGAACAAUUAGAUCUACGACAUUAAAAGGACGAUUAAAACCCUCUCGCAACGGAAUGAUAAUAAAUUUAGGUGGUCUUUGAGUGCAGAAGGGAUAGGAUAGGAUAGGAACAAAUAGGAUAAUAGUGAACGAUAUUCAGAUCCGCUGACUCAAUUUACAAUGGAAUUUCGGACCAUCUACCCAUGGUCGUCUUCAUUCUCUCGUACCUCCUCGUGAACAUCGGAGUAUGCCUUUAUAUUCAGUGGGAUGUCACCCUUUUCAUGUGCCUCGCAAUCCCUUUGCUUAUCUUAUCACGUAUUUUCUACAGUAAGGUGAGAGAUUGAUAAACGGCCGGAAACGGAAAUGAGGCGCGUUGAUUCAGUGGUUUGCAAAUACGAUGGAAGAGGAGACGAAGCUGCAGAAUAAGAUCACCAAUCUUGUCAAUGAAACGUUUAACUGCAUUGUGACGGUCAUCUCGUUUGCCGCCCAAAAACAAACAAUCAACAAGUAG